AUGUCUUUCUUAGGUCUCGGUGGUUCCCCAAGUAUUUCCUCGCAAGCGAAGAUUCAGGCUGCUGAAGCUGAAUUGGACAUGGUUACUGACAUGUUCAACAGAUUGGUUGAGCAGUGCCACAAGAAGUGCAUCGACCUUUCUUACAAGGAGAGCGCCGUCAGCAAGGCCGAGUCUAACUGCAUCGACAGAUGUGUCGCCAAGUACUUCGAGACCAACGUCAAGGUUGGUGAACACAUGCAGCAGAUCGGCCAGACCUUUGCCGGCAGGCCAUAAGAGGCUAGUCCUUGCGGUCGCAAAGCGUAUAUACGAUUAAUUGUACAUAUAAUGAAUUUCGAAG
Molecule: messenger RNA, 337 nt
Organism: Babjeviella inositovora NRRL Y-12698
Lineage: Eukaryota; Fungi; Ascomycota; Pichiomycetes; Serinales
Gene: TIM10
Product: protein transporter
Exons: 1
Coding region: 1-273 (90 amino acids)
Biological process (GO): protein insertion into mitochondrial inner membrane
Cellular component (GO): mitochondrial inner membrane
Source: RefSeq, a predicted model, not a curated record